Camellia sinensis is the source of this 797-nucleotide messenger RNA. RefSeq lists its product as uncharacterized. NCBI's taxonomy places the organism in Eukaryota, Viridiplantae, Streptophyta, Magnoliopsida, Ericales, Theaceae. Gene Ontology annotation, cellular component: mitochondrion. Gene Ontology annotation, biological process: P450-containing electron transport chain. The record is from RefSeq and is a predicted model, not a curated record. Gene Ontology annotation, molecular function: electron transfer activity; 2 iron, 2 sulfur cluster binding.
AGAGAGGAAGACGAACCAUGCCCAAGGCCAUCUUGUCCACAGCUCGGUAACUUUUGCUAUUUUUUUCUCGAACCCUUUUCGAAAUCUCAACAAUGGCGAUGGCAGGUUUACAGAGACUCACAACCCAAUUAUAUCGAAACCCUUCACUCUCUCUCUCCUCCAAAGCCAUAAUCACCCGAUCAUCCGCUUCAUCAUCCUCACUAUCUUCUUCAUCAUCAUCAUCCAAGAAAGUCUCUGAUCGAAUCGUGAAGCUCUUCGCGAUCGAUCUCGACGGCAAGAAGCGCGAGAUCGUAGGUCUCUCAGGCCACACUCUCCUGAAAGCCCUAGCCAACGCCGGCCUGAUCGAUCCAGCUUCGCACAGGCUGGAGGAGAUCGACGCGUGCUCGGCCGAGUGCGAGGUCAACAUCGCUCAGGAGUGGCUCGAGCGACUGCCUCAACCCUCGUACGAAGAGCAGUACGUGCUCAAGAGGAAUUCGAGGAAUAGGGUUUUGAACAAGCACUCGAGACUCGGGUGUCAGGUGGUUCUGACGCCGGACCUCCAGGGUAUGGUUGUGGCCGUUCCCGAGCCUAAGCCGUGGGACAUCCCGUAAAAGAGUCGAGAAUUUGACUACUGUAAGGAUUUUGAAAUGAACAUUUAGGGUUUUUGAAUUGAAUAAUGUGCACACUUUUUGGUACUCAUUGCUGUUUUAUUUAAUUUUUAUGGUCAAUUUGAUGAGACACAAUUUGUGUAAGAUUAUGUUAAAUUUCGUAUUUGGAAUUCUUGGAAUUCAAUAUAUCUUUGUGCUUGUUUCCAUAAA